This is a messenger RNA of Zingiber officinale, 2201 nucleotides long. RefSeq lists its product as uncharacterized. Lineage: Eukaryota; Viridiplantae; Streptophyta; Magnoliopsida; Zingiberales; Zingiberaceae. The record is from RefSeq and is a predicted model, not a curated record. The transcript is spliced from 3 exons. The coding region runs from base 372 to 1895 and encodes 507 amino acids.
AUAUAUGUUGUGGUUCCAACUCGGAAACCCUUCCCCUGCCUCUCUAGUCUCUACGGUUUUGCUCCGAUGGAAAUCCCGGCAAGAUAAUGCGAGGGGAAAAGGCCGCCUCUCUCGUCGACUGCUGCUUUGUUUGAUCUCGGGUGAUUGCUGAUUUCAAUCGGUAAAGCGCUGUUUUUCUUUGCCUGAUCUGUGUUUGCUGUAGUGUCGGGUGAAUUUUUGAUUGUGCGAGAAUGGGACUUUUUGAUAAUCGCGGCCCGGGGAAUUUGUAAGUUUCUUGGAUGCGAGAUGUGGAAAAACCUGCUUUUUGUGCGGAAUCGAGUUGCUCUUGGAAAACCCUUUCUUAGUCAACUGGAGUCGUCGAGGCCAAGGGAAUGGAGCGCUUCGUCGUCGAUAUAAGCUCCGAUGAGGAGGAGGAUUAUGGUCGGGGGAGGACCGAUCGCCGCUCUUUCGACUGGGUAGACGAGCUGCUUGAUCGCGCGGUGGGGCGGCGGGUGGAUGAAUCUGACGAUGUUGUCGUAGUGGACGAGUUCUCGCUCCCUGCUGUAAAGAAACGACGGCUGAACCCAGAGCCUUUGGGUCUGAGUAAGCGGGACGAUGAGGAUGAUGAUGAGUGCUUGGUGCUGGAAGCAGACCCGGACAAGCCUGCCGUAGCUGCUGAAGAUAAGAAUUUAGGUGGAGAUGAAGAAGAUGAUGAUCUGCUUGUCCUAGCGGAGAAGGGGCAGGUGGCUUGCCGUGAUUACCCACACUCACGAGAUCAGUGUGCUACAUACCCUUUUGCCUCAUCAUCACACAGAGAGUAUUGUCACUUGUGCCAUUGUUAUGUCUGUGAUUCUCCAGCCCCUUGCAGUUAUUGGGGCAAUGGUAAUUUUGACAGAGAUCAUUGCCAUGCUAGUGAUAAAGAAGAAAGAUGGAAAUCUUGGAGGAAGUACUUCAAACAGAAGAACACAACCACUGCACAUCCACUGAACUCAACAAAUGAUUCAUUUAAUAUCCCAACGUACAGAAAUGCAGUACCACUAAGUCAUUCCAAUAUGGUUCCUUUAAGAUCAAGUUCACUCCAGAAAUGCUCAACCAUCUCAAACUCAGAUCUAACCGACAUUGUAAACCAAUGUCAACCUUAUAUUGCAUCUUCUCGUAACCUGCAACUCGGCCAACAGCUAACGAGGCCCUCACUUAAUCCUAGGCUGCAACAUGUGCAGAAUGAGGUCCAUCUUCCUGCAUUAAAUUCUCAACGUAUGCAUUCUCAUGCGAGAUCAAGAAGCUUAGGGUCUAUGCAAUCUGGAUCUGCUGUCAUUGCUAGCCAUUCCCAGAACAAUAUUUCCCAUCAUAAUCGAGCUCAAAGAGCUGUGCAACAGAAGUCUACUUAUACAACAGUGUCACCUCAGAUUCCUUAUUGCAAUCAAGGGCAAUUGAGAUCUGAGGAUGUCUUGGUAGUAUCGCCUGUUAUACCAGAUCAGAUGCAAACAACUUUAUAUUCUGAGAGUACAGUAGCCCAAGUUGAAAGUUCUACAGUACCUUUGAUAACAGCAACAGAUAUUAUGGAGAAGAGUUGGGAAGAUCUGCUGGCUAGUUUGCAAUCUGAACUCGAAGAUCCUACCCUUUCUGACUUUGGCUUCAACAAUAACCAUCAGUCUCUAUUAGUUCCUUCUCCACCACUGCAUUGUGAUAAUUUACUUUAUGGAACUGAUGCAACUAUAGCUACUAGCUCUGCUCCUGUCAUUAAUCGUAGUCCCAUCAGAUAUGAGCCGAGUUUGUCAAAUGACAGAAUGGAUCAAAUUCUAGGGCAUGAUCAGGGUAAAGAUCCUGAUUUAAAAUCAGCGCAGACACCCAAUGUAUCUCAGGUGACUAGCUUUGAUAGUUUGAUAGCUUCCAUGGAGAAUGAAAUAUGGUCGUAGUUAUUGUAGAUUAACAAGCUUGUCGGAAUAGACGGUCAGUAGUUCUCACAAACAUUGAAUGUUUGAUUAGGUCUUAUCUCGAUGCCUUUUUGAGAAUUGCAAGUUGUGCUACAUCCAGAUCAUGUCCUGUCUUACGAUUAGAUAAGCAUAUAGCUUGCAUAGAUCAAGGAGGGUGGUUUUGCGUUGCUUUCAGGUAGCGUGGAAAUCUCAACUGAUAGAUUUUCCACUUGCGGGCAUCUAUUAUCAAAUGUCUAUUGCUUAAUACAAUCAGCAACACUAUUCGUAUAAAUCUUGAUGUGAAAGAUA